CUCUUGAUAAAUAAAGUAAGGAGACAAAUGUUUCUGCUUUGCAACACGAUCGAAUCGACCGUUAUAAAAUGCAUAGCAGUAUCAAUGGUGACUGAAACUUUUAUGAAUCACUCUGACCUACCGUGACAGUCUUUGUGUGCCAGCAAAGCAUAAAGCGCAAGUAAGUGCACUUGUCUACUAGAUAUGCGCUUCCAUUUCUGCGGCAAAUAAAUGCGUCGACUUGAUGACUGACUGAUGAGGGAGCGAGAAUGCCUUAGGGAUGUUUCAUAUACUGGCGGUGUGUUCGCAGAUGGGAGGGGGGAUGGGGCAGCGCAAGGGUUUUAAAGUCACCGAUGCGGAGCGCAAGGUGCGCGUCGGCAUCGCCGUCGAGCAUCUUGCUGAUCUCAAGAAGAAAACCAUCAUCAAAUUCAAACUGCCUGAAGGUGAAGACAUCUUUUUUCAAACGCGCGACGGCAUCCCCAUACGCGCCGAAGAUGAAUUCCUAGGUUUACCAGCGCAGACACUGCUCAUCUGGGUGCGUAAAGGCGAACGCGCUGAAACCGACGCCGAGAUCCUCUACCGCACCAUCCGCGAGGUCAACUUCGACUUUCUCACCACCGGCGAGAAGGUCGCUGAAUUCUUCACCGAGCAGAUGAAGAGCAAUGUCUACAGUCUCGCCAAAGUGCUCAAAGAAAUGGACGACGACAAGGCGAAGGCAAGCACCAAGGAAGGCGACCCCGACUGGUUUCAAGGUGUAGAGAGCCGUGCAAAAACCAAAGAGGAAUAUAUGUUUAGGCGAUCCCAAGACCGAAUAAAGAAGUACUUCUACGCGACCAAAGACGACUUGCUCAAGAAUCGCGACCUGCCCGCGGAGCGCGUCCAUGAACUCUGCGCGACGCUGAGCGCGGCGCUCAAGGACGCGCGCUACUUCGGCGCGUACUUCGAUCGGCGCGACGCAGCCGCCAUGUGUACGCCGCACGGCGACUUUCAAUGCCAAGGUCGCUGGGACGCGCCCGCCUGCCGCUAUCGCCUAGCGCACGUCAUCAACCCCUAUCGCAGCUACGAGGAGCGCAUCGUCUUCCAGACGUGGAAUCUGGACCAUCGGAUAGAGCGCUCGCGAUGCAUCAUCCCGGCAAUCGCGCACGCCCUCGACGCGGACGCGCGCCUGGACUGCGAGCGCAUCUUCGAAGACCUCUUCACCGACCACAACUUGAAACUGGUGCACAUCGUAUGCCACGAUAAGACCGCGCACACACCGCCCGACUUCAAUCGCUACAUUAAACUUAAGUCCUAAUUAAUAUAAGCGUAUUACAGGUAAGCACUAGUGUUAAGAAUUACUUCUAAGACAAUGAAGAGAACCCAUUGGUAGAAACUUAUAUGAUAAGCGCGACUACAACUACGUACUUACAUAUAUAUAACACAAAAACUAAACGUAAAACUACCGUAAGUGAUGUAAAAUUAUUUCAACAAAGUACAGGGUUUGCUAUAAGGGCUUAUUUUUACACAGAUCAAUAAGAAUUAUAUACAUUCAGGGUAAGCAGCGUAACUGUAUCAGUAAGCAGGACGUCAUGCAUGAAAUUCCACUCAAUUUUCACCCAAAAACACGACAUUCACUAAAAUAUUCCCGCGUUCAUAUUAUUUAUGGUUUGUCGUCAAUAUAAAACAUGCAUGACUUUUUUAUUUGAUGACAAACUACCCGCAGGAACGUAGAUUAUUGACGUGCACGUAAAGUGCAUGUUGCAUAUUUUAUUUCAUCCCCGACUGCCAGGUAUUCGCGUCAUCACCAGAACUCAAUCAAUUGAUGGACGCAGCAAUACAGGAUAGUCGGUGAUAACUAAAAUCAAAUACAACCCUCUAGCACCAAAUUGAUGACACCUAGUGACCCUGUAUGGAUUUAGGCUUGUGCGUUUUUCUUUUCGAUUGAUUCAGACAGUUAUUCACACAUCCUCGAAUCGACUUGCACGUCAGAUAAAGGAUAACAAAAAGCUUGUCAAUAACAUUGUGAUGAAACAAGUAGUUACGUAGCGAAAACAAGAGUUGUAGACGGAUAGGAAGUUCUGAUUAUUCGAUGAUAUAAAAAAAAAAUGCUGUUCAACAAUAAUGACGCUUACAAAACGAACGUAAUCAAACUAUGUAUCUACUCACAAGUAAUCAAACAAACAAUAAUUAAACGCUCGAUGUUGAAUUGAAAAUUGUACUCUAGCGCAGAGUUUACAUAUUUACUAGGGUAAUGCUGCGGUGAUGCUGAUGGUGGUGGGUUGGAAGCGAGAAGAGAACAUAAUCCGUGCCAAAAUAUUUACCUGCGAUCCAGCGUUUGUUGUCUAGGCAUAAGGUUUGAAACAUUUAACGAAGUUCUCCUCGAUGUUUACUGGGCCUCAUAUAUACCGGGCGGAUACACAUUUAUCAAUCGAUUUUCAAGCGUGUGUAGUGGAAAUUUUAUUGUACAAACCAAAAAGAAAUUAAAAAUGUUAAAUUGUUGAGCAUCAAAUGAUAAAUGUUAUCGCGCCGAAUACAUAUUGAAACUAAUGAACUGUUAAUUCUUUGACUGAAAUAUUUAACGCAUAUUAUAUUAUAUUAUACAAAAAAAAAAGAAAAUUGUAAACGAUACCGUAGGAAACUUGUAGAUAUAUGUAAUUGAAUAUAACGUAGAGCAACAUAUCGUAAGAUUUGCCGUGUUCAUCAACUUUUAGGAAUUCCGAUGGAGAGAAGUUUAUGCCGCAAAUAUGUGACACGAAGUGGUUGAUAAUAUUAUUAUUGUAUUGAACAAGUUCGCAUGUCAUAAAUGUAUGAUUCAUACACACGUUUUGAGCUUAACUAAAAGCCUCCGCAGAGGCUUUGUGCAAUCAUGUAAUAUCUAUUGUAAUAGAUGAUUCUUGAAAGUUAUUAUUGCUUUCGGUUACAAUAUUGUGUCACUUUGGUUUUCAUUUCUUGGCAUCAUCUUAAAUUAUUAACACAAUUACUGAGAUGCUGAUGAGAAUCAAGAACAAACAGAAAAUGAAUACUAAGAAUGAUAAAUAAAUAAACGAACAAUGAUAAUAA
Dalotia coriaria is the source of this 3018-nucleotide messenger RNA. It is a transcript of the gene Drep4, whose product is annotated as DNA fragmentation factor-related protein 4. The transcript has 3 exons. Gene Ontology annotation, biological process: apoptotic process; apoptotic DNA fragmentation. Gene Ontology annotation, molecular function: DNA endonuclease activity. The record is from RefSeq and is a predicted model, not a curated record. NCBI's taxonomy places the organism in Eukaryota, Metazoa, Arthropoda, Insecta, Coleoptera, Staphylinidae. Gene Ontology annotation, cellular component: nucleus; cytoplasm. The coding region runs from base 260 to 1273 and encodes 337 amino acids.